UCCGCCAAACUUCCGUAUGAUCAGAAGACACAACAAUCAUCGAGUGAAGGGUUUUACAAACCUUUUGGGACGUUUUACCGGCCGACCCUCCAGGCAAAACAGCCAGAGUCAAGUUUAGACACGAGCAGAGAAAUUCACAGGAAACGGAGUUGGGACGUCCCUCAGGAUGUUCUGUUAGGAGCGGUUUUCAGGUCACGCCUGGGGUCGGAUGGUUCCGGGUCUCUGACAGCAGACUGAUCAGCAUGGCGCCCCCUGUUGAGAACACAGAGAAAAGCUGCUGGGUGUGUUUUGCCACGGAGCGGGACGACGUCACCGCCGAGUGGGUGAGCCCCUGCAGGUGUAAAGGAUGCACCAAGUGGAUCCACCAGACCUGUCUGCAGCGCUGGCUGGACGAGAAGCAGAGGAGCAACGCCGCAGGAGGCGUCAGCUGUCCGCAGUGCGGCACGCAGUACCACAUCAUCUUCCCCAAGAUGGGUCCGCUGGUCUUCUUCCUGCAGCAGGUGGACAGAGCUCUGUCCCGGAUCAGCCCCUUCGCCGCCGUGGGCGUGCUCAUCGGGACGGCGUACUGGUCCGCGGUGACAUACGGCGCUGUGACGGUCAUGCAGGUGGUGGGACAUAAGAAGGGUCUGUAUGUGAUGGAGCGAGCCGAACCGCUGGUUCUGCUCAUGGGGCUGCCCACGAUCCCCGUGCUGCUGGUUCUGGGAAAGAUGAUCCGCUGGGAGGACGGCGUGGUGAGGCUGUGGCGGAGGUUCUGCCGCAGAUCGGACCUCCAUCCAGGCUGCGGAGUUCUCCCGCCUCGGGCCGACAGACCCGGUCCAGAAGAUCACAUGUCUGUGUCCAGAAUUCUGUGCGGGGCGCUCAUCUUCCCGUCUGUCGCCAGCCUGGUGGGGCGGCUGCUGUUCCGGCGCGUUUCCUCCAACCUGCAGAGAACCAUUCUGGGGGGCAUCGCCUUCGUGCUCAUCAAGGGGGGGUUGAAGGUGUAUUACAAACAGCAGCAGUACGUGGGUCAGACCAGCAGACAAAUCCUCAACUAUCCAGACGGACGGGCGGGCGAGCCGGCCGCUCAGGGCGGGGCCCACACAGAGGACGGCGGGAACGAGUGACGCCAAACGAGUCCGGGGACCUGGGGGGAGUUUAUUUUAGAGGCCUUCUUCUCCCCUGGAUCCCCUAAGGCACCGUCCUUGCUGCCCCCCCCAUCAGAGGUGCCUUCUGGGAGUUUUCUGUCUGAGCUUGAUGCUGCGUCUUCUAUGAACCUGAGAGGCGGGAAGAAGCAGCGCAGACAAAGAUGGAGGCUGCGGCGCCGCUCUGAGCCAAUCAGCGAAGGGCCCCCGUCCCAUAGAGGUUUCUACGGAGGAAAACCUUCUAAAACAACGGAAAAAAAAAAAAAAAACUCUUUACAUAAAAAUGUGAUUAUUUUUAUUCAAAGAAAACGACUUACUGUCUUUUCACUGAAUUUUGGGGGAUUAUUCAGGAAAUCUUGUGUAGAAACACGAGCAGAUGUGUGUAUUUUGAUCAGUUUGCAAAGGUUUUCUAUUCUUAGAAAAGGGCUUAAAUGAGUAAAUUAACUUUUUAAGGAACUAAGAAACGCCGUUAUGUUGCUGCUCUGCUUCCUCCUGAACGUCACAGUUCAGUUCUUCUUCCUCCAUCAGGAGGCGUCACUCAGACGAUUUUUUUCUUUCAUUGAACGAGUUUUGCGGAUUGAAGUGUGUAAUUUAUUUGACAUUAGGAUAAUUUUAUGAAAUGAGAAGCUCCUGGAUGGAAGCUGAAUUAAGGGGAUGUUGCUGACAAAAUAAAGACAGAUAUAAUUCCUCA
Molecule: messenger RNA, 1812 nt
Organism: Oryzias latipes (Japanese medaka)
Lineage: Eukaryota; Metazoa; Chordata; Actinopteri; Beloniformes; Adrianichthyidae
Gene: marchf5l
Product: membrane-associated ring finger (C3HC4) 5, like
Molecular function (GO): zinc ion binding
Source: RefSeq, a predicted model, not a curated record